AGAGGAAGACGAAGCAGCCGCACCAGGCCAUGUAGCUGACAGGUCUGAAAUAGUGGCGUCGAUUGUGGUCGUCGCGUGACACACUGCCUCCAGCGCGACAACCAGCUGGCGGAGUGCCGGAGACGGCAGCGCCCCUAGCCGCGCCACCCGCUACGGGUGGGCGGCCCCAUGGUGCCAUGGUGGUGGCCGCAGGCAUGGAAGACGGUGGCCGCCGAGGCUCCGAGUGCCGCUUCCUGCGUCGGACCGUGCAGGCGCUGCUGGGCGUCGCUGUCGUUGCGCUAGCCAUGCUCAACGGAGGCCUGCUCACCUCCUACUUCAGCGGCACCAGUGGUGACGGCCCUGGGCUGCGAUACGCAGGGUGGCGCUUCUGGCAGCCGGUGGGCACCACACCAUCUCCGCUGAACACGCUUGUUGAUAAUGGUCUGCCGAGGCGCUUUGAAUCCGAGGACGAGCGCGUCGAAAUGGUCGAGGAUAGUCCCCAGCUUACCGCUGGGAGCGCCGAGGGUGAAGCAUUAAGCCACGAUGAGAAAGCUGGAGGCGUUACGAAGGGCGACGGCGACGACAAAAAAAGCACCAAAACCCCAGACUCGUCGGCGCACCGAUCGCUCAGGCCUCCGACGAAACGAAUUCCCAGGCAUUAUCCUCCUCAGCCCGAACGAGACGCCAGACGGCUUCGGUUCAAAGACAGCGACUCAGCGUGUUCCCAACCGGAGUGCCUCUGGUACCUGCACCACACCAACAACAAGAUCGACCGAAGCGUGAAUCCGUGCGACGACUUCUACGGUCACGUCUGUGGGCCCCGCUGGUUCUCUCCGAACGCCAAACCCACUUUUGAAGCCGAGAGUGUCGAGAAGCUGAUGAGCUGCCUUGACGUCAAUAUCCGCGUGGAGCGGCACAGUCCCCUGCGCUGGGUUCGCAACAUCGCGUUCAUCUACCAGUCUUGCCUUACGUCAAACGGUUCUCGGGCGAUUAGAGAGCACCUUCUCGCGCGGCAGCACAAAACGCCUGUAUCUUCGCCUGAGUCCUUCACCAAAGCCCCCGCGGUGGUGUUCCGCAUCGGACUACAGGAGAUGGUAUCGCAGCUGCGGAGCGAUUACUUGGAACGCCUGGGAGUCAAUCCUCUUGCAAACGCGUACAUGGCUCCUGCCGGAGAGGAGGCAGCAGGAGGCGAGAACAAGUACGUUCCCUACGUCGACUCCCCCGAGUUGAUAAUGAAAAGAUUCUUCCUCCGGUACCCAGAUCGGACCGAAAGCGAUUACAAGCACCUUAUAGAGAAAUCUCUUCCCGGCAUAGAGAAUGCGUCGCUUGUCGCCAGCAAGAUUGUUUACAUCGAGAAGCGCCUGAUGACCAUCGUCUCAAGCUCAGGGUCCCGGAGCAAAGCUGGCACACUUACUUCGGAUCGAAUGACGUCAUUAGGAAACUCCACUGCAAGAUGGCUGUCGCAUCUUUUUCCAAAGUCAUUUGGUGGUCGCUUAAACGUGCGCAUAUUGGAUGAAGAGUACGUGAGUCACGUUAUGGAUUUGCUGAAGCACGUCUUUACUCCUACCGACGUCGCCGAUUACUUUUAUUUUCGGACCCUCGUGGAAUACUCUUCGUUCCUCAACAUCACUCCGCUGAUACCGCUGAGUUACGACACUCAUCUAAGCUCCGUGCCCCUUCGCAUCCAAGGUUGCCUACACAUGGUCGAGAACAUUUAUAAACACGGCAUGCGCAUGCUUGGAAUCGAGGCCCUAGGGGGGAACCUUGGUGUGUGGAGGAUACCGUUCCAGCGCGAAGUUGAAGCCCUGUUCGAAGAUGUUCGCCACUCUCUCCAAAGGUUCGUACGCUUUUGGUUCAGUGGAAGCACUGUCAACACUGCACUUCGCAAGCUACGUUCCAUGAAGCUCGCCUACCUUGGUGCUAGUGCAGCGUACCCCACUUCGUAUGCUACUUCAACGCCUGACGUAAGAAGCUUGAAAGACUUCGGUGCUCUCAUCAAAGAUUCCGUCAGGAGAGGUUUUAAUGCCACGACGAACUAUGAUUUCCUGCACAGGACUUCAGUGUUUUCGACGUCCGUCGAGUACAACCCCGAGACAAAUUUCCUGUACGUGCCCCACGCCCUGGUGACCAUGCCCGUUCUCUUCUCUGAGACAUUGCACCCAGUAUUCGUUCCUAUACUAGGAUCUAAGAUGCUGCAGGGCAUCAUGAAAGCCAUCGACGUUCGCGGGUCUGGCGACUCCAGACAUGGUGGAGCCUAUCGUAGCUGGUGGACCUCGGAGGACUGGACAAAGUAUCAAAACAUGUCAGCCUGCUUUCUUGAUCAGCUGGAUCACGAUGUGAGGAAAGUGUCUCCUCGGACCAACUUCCGUGCGUUUCAGGACGAGUUCAUCGCCGAGAGCGCCGCAAUUGAUCCCCUGCUCGAGGUCUACGGCCGCCGAGUUGCCGAGCGCGCCGACAACUUCCGGUUUAAUCCGAAGAUUUUCUAUUACGCUUACGCCAUGGGCCAGUGCGAGAAACCGGGCACCGACACCGUACAAGUACGGUACAAGCAUGCCAUUCCGGCGAGAAUCCGAGUCAACAACGCCCUUGCGAAUCAUGCGCUCUUUCAGAAGGUUUUUCGGUGCGGACGGAAUUCUCGAAUGGCGCCGAGGCGGCGCUGUAGUUACUGGACCAAAUGACGAGGUGGCGAAACGGAAAAGCAAUCGAUGUGUGAUUGUCAUUUCACAACUAACAGUCACUGCACCAAGUCUCUAGUGGUGUGUGCGUCCUAUGGAUGGCUAAGAAUGUUUACCGCUCGCUGUGAAGCCGCAGGAGUCACCGAAGUGUGUUGCAACGGGCCAGCCACACCUCCAUCUGCGAGAUUAGAGUACGCGCACUCGUACAGAAAUUGCAGCGAAGCACCCAAAUAAAUAGUGAG
This is a messenger RNA of Dermacentor silvarum, 2896 nucleotides long. Its product is annotated as neprilysin-2. NCBI's taxonomy places the organism in Eukaryota, Metazoa, Arthropoda, Arachnida, Ixodida, Ixodidae. The record is from RefSeq and is a predicted model, not a curated record. Gene Ontology annotation, biological process: protein processing. Gene Ontology annotation, molecular function: metalloendopeptidase activity. The coding region runs from base 177 to 2657 and encodes 826 amino acids. Gene Ontology annotation, cellular component: plasma membrane. The transcript has 2 exons.